This is a messenger RNA of Zingiber officinale, 1330 nucleotides long. Its product is annotated as protein BIG GRAIN 1-like. Gene Ontology annotation, biological process: auxin-activated signaling pathway. Bases 154 to 1170 code for a protein of 338 amino acids. The record is from RefSeq and is a predicted model, not a curated record. Lineage: Eukaryota; Viridiplantae; Streptophyta; Magnoliopsida; Zingiberales; Zingiberaceae. The transcript has a single exon.
UCAAAAAGGCGUGCUGUGCGCGAGUUACCUGUUGCCUGAACUGCUCGCUCGUUGCCCACCUCUCCUCCUCCUCCUCCUCCUCCUCCUCCUCCUUCACAAGUUCCUUCGUUGCUUCCUCGCCUGUGGAAAGGAAAGUCUUGGAUUAAGCAAGGAAUGGGAGAGCGGCGGGUGAGGGGUAACUACAAGGCCGGUCACCAGAACCCCUCCUUCUCAUCCACCCUCCUCGACGCCAUCUACCGCUCCAUCGACGAGUCGGACGGUAACGCCGCCGCCUUGGGGAGUGUAUCCUCCCGAGAUAGGUUCUGCGCUCCCGAAGACAUCCAGAAGAGGUCUCCACUGACUCUUCUGCCUCCCGUGGCGGCGGCGAACCAGGGGGCGGCCAGCCGUUGCCGAACCCUUCCGCCUAUCUGCACAUCUAGCUCUUCCGACAUCUCCAGCUAUGGCGGAUUUUCGUCCUCUUCGGAUCCAGACUCAGUGGCCGCACGGCUCCGCCCGAUCCGGACCGGAGCGGCUCCUCUCUGCUCCGCCCCUCUACCGCUUCCGCUGGCGGAGGAAGGCGAGAAGAAGAAGAAAAAGAAAUCCGGUUCGAUCCACGGCAAGCUCCACGAAAUGAGAGGUUCGAGAUCGGCGGCGCCGGCGUCUCCGGGGGCUCGACUUGCCGGCUUCCUCGGGUCUCUGCUAUCGGCGGUGUCAGGGACACGGCGAAAGCAGUCGCCCUCCUCGUCAACCACCACCGCGGGCGGAUGCGACGACUCCGCCUGCUCCACGGCGUCGUCCCACUCGCGGUCGUGCUUGGUCAAGAAUCCAUCUACGAGGGAAAGAGCGGCGGACAGGGGCAAGCGGACGGUCAGGUUCUACCCAGUGAGCGUGAUUGUGGACGAGGACCUGCGGCCGUGCGGUCAGAAGAGCAUCUUCGAGGCGGAUUCGUCGUCUCGGCGGCUAUCGGCGGCGGCAUUGGAAGCAAGGAGGAGGGUAGCGGAGAUGCUGAGAGGGAUGGAGGAGGAGGAAGAGGAGAUGAGUGAUUCGAGCUCCGAUCUGUUCGAGUUGGAGAAUUUAACGGCGACGGAAAAUGGAGGAGUCGGUGGCGGCGGCCGCAUGGACGAGCUUCCGGUGUACGAAACCACUCGCCUCGUCUCCUUUUCUCAAUCUCAACGUUUUCUUAAAAUAUAAAACCCUCAAAAUUUUCUGUGAUUUUUUGUUUUCUACUUUAAUCCUCUUACUUUUGGGUGCUAAAUAGUGUUGAAGUUAUAAAUUACUAUCUUACUAUUGCGACUGGUUUUGGGUGGACUGUUGUAUCAAUAUGACUAAUGUAAUUGCUGCUGCACAUGAA